UCGUUCUCUGCUGCGUAUGACGUUUCAACAUGGCGUCGCUCUGUAAGGUGAUGCGCAACGUGAGCUCCAGAUCAUCUUUACUGCCAAAGCACUGCGUUUAUAUCACGCUCAGGUCGUUAUACAGCUCCGAUGCGAGCGGAGUAGAUGAUAAAUCACCAGAGAGAGCGAAGGGCGGGUUUGCAGCCGCGUAUGAGCUACAUUCUGACCUGCAGCAGAGAGGCGAUCAGAGCGAGGCGAGGCGCAUGAGCUCCAGGGACGAGACGUCCUUCGCGUCGCUGCUGCGGCACUCCGCGCUCAUGCAGAUGGGUCCGGCUAAAGAAAAGGUCGUUAUCGGGAAAAUCUUUCAUAUCGUCAAUGACGAUCUGUAUAUCGACUUUGGCGGAAAGUUCCACUGUGUGUGCAAGAGGCCGUCCACGGACGGGCAGAAGUACCAGCGGGGCAGCAGGGUGAGGCUGAGACUGGAAGACAUGGAGUUGACCUCGCGGUUCCUGGGAGCGACCAUCGAUACGACGCUGCUGGAGGCGGACGCCACUCUGCUGGGACUCAUAGAGAGCAAAGAGACCAAGACGAAGGAGUAGCUGCCACUGAGAACACUCAGACUGAACUAUUGUGUGAACCAAUGGACUCUGUGUUGUGUAUGAGAUAUGAUAUUUAAAAUUGCACCUCCACGGA
Molecule: messenger RNA, 672 nt
Organism: Carassius carassius (crucian carp)
Lineage: Eukaryota; Metazoa; Chordata; Actinopteri; Cypriniformes; Cyprinidae
Gene: mrps28
Product: mitochondrial ribosomal protein S28
Exons: 1
Coding region: 30-578 (182 amino acids)
Cellular component (GO): mitochondrial small ribosomal subunit
Source: RefSeq, a predicted model, not a curated record